Molecule: messenger RNA, 4683 nt
Organism: Pomacea canaliculata
Lineage: Eukaryota; Metazoa; Mollusca; Gastropoda; Architaenioglossa; Ampullariidae
Exons: 21
Cellular component (GO): perinuclear region of cytoplasm
Source: RefSeq, a predicted model, not a curated record
GGUGCAAUUUACACUGCCACCGCUGACGUCACUGUCUCUAAAGUAACGUUUGAAAAUGGCGGCUAUCUAAGCUAAUUUUAGCGAGUGUCAAGAGCCCGAAGUAUUUCAAAGGACAAAACUUCAUUUGUUAUUCAAGCAACAGUUGAGCUUGACAGAUUGUCUUCGUCAUGGAUAAUACCAUCGCUAGCACAAGCACAACGGACUUCGUGAAUGCAAAACAGACAACAGAGGCUACACUCAUAGACACAGAAGAAGCCAGAAAAUAUGGCAUUGAUAUGCCCACCGAAGAAGAAUUUAUAUAUGAGCCACUGCAGAGAGAUGACACAUUGCCAGAUCUUCACAAUCUCCUGCAGACACUGGAGGAUGGAGAGACAAACCUUGAAAGUGUCAGACAGCCACCAUCCCUCUUUACACAACCAGAACAUAUUCCAAAUUAUGAAAGGAUUUCUGAGCUGCGGCUUGAAAUUGAGCAAGAAGAAGUGGCUGCUUACCUGGCAGAUUUUGAGGCUGCAGUGGCUGAGGAUGUGGUGAUGCUGGGAAGCAUUUCUCUGGAGGAAGUACAGGAGGAGGAGAAGCGACUGAGAGAUGAGCAUGUGGCCUACCUACAACAAGAGGCUGUUGCUAAGCGACAAAGGCUUCAAGAACUGCUCCAGCGGGAAGAGGAGGUCAAACUUCGAGUGGCGCAGUUUGUCAAGGACAAGCGCAAAGAAAUUGCUAACAGGGAGGAACUGCUUAAGCAGCGAGAGAAGUUACUGAUGGAGCGUCUCCAUCGUGGAUUUCGAAAGGCCGAGAGUCAGCUUAUUUCAGUUGUUGAGGACAGGAAAGGAGAAGUUAAGACUUUCUUUGGGGACCUUAUGACAUCUGAGGGACAGUAUGGAGGUGUCAGGGGUCGGAGAUGGAAGGUUGAUUGGAACAAAACACCCCAGCCUAUUCAAAUUAAAGUCAAAUGCCUUCGUGGAGUCAAAGACAAGCUACCAGCUGGGCGGUACGUACUGAUGGUGUCCUUGUAUAACCGCCUGGGUGGACAUUCUAUGCGAUGGUCAAAACUUCGAGGUCAGCAGUGGGGGGGUGCCACUCUCCCUCUCUUCCAUGAAGGCAACUUUCACAAUGUUGAGAUGAAGGUUGAGCAGAAUCUGUUUACUGUCUUACCUGCAAAAGCAUCUUUACGCCCAGGAAUGGUACUGAUGUUUGAACUCUUUCUGCUGCGUGGCUCAGUGGUCAACACCGACCACGUUGUAGGCUGGGGUGCCUUCCCCAUCUGUGAUGGACAAUUUGAGAUUGUGGAGGAAAGUGAGUACAAGUGUCCAAUGCUACGUGGUCAGAUGGAUGCAGACAUAUCAAAACAUGAAAAGAUUGAGGAGCUAAUGGCCUCUGAUUUGGAUCAUUGGUUGUGUAACCUGUACUUUCAUGUCAUUAAGCUUCCGAGGUACUUUGCUGGCCAGAAGGAGUAUGAAGUUGAGCUGCAGUUCACAUCUGGAUUAACGGGUCACCCAGAUCGCCUCAAGACUGGCUGGGAGGAAAACAAAGAUGGAGAGGAUCCUGUUCCAGGAUCUUCUUCAGAUCUUGGUUCAGACUCGGCCAGCCAGGGUAUCUCACAACUGAGUCUGAGCAGUACAGGAGAUAGUGGCAAUGCAAGUCUGCGCACAACCACUUCAACUGCUGCAAGAAUGCAAAAGACUCAGGACAAAAAGAAAAAGCCCUCGGCUGGAACAACAAUUCUUUCACGCAUCAUCAAUCGUGACACUCGCAGACUCAAAUUUGAUGACAGCUCUGAUGAAGAAGCAGAGACCUUGUCCAGAGACCCUCAUGACAUCUAUGCCCUUCAGAAAGAACGUGACUUUAAGCCUGUUCCUGGAAUGAAUGGCAUGUACUUACAAGGUAAUUUGAUCUUUGCCAAAUAACGGUACCUGAAUAAUCCAGCAGAUGCAUACUAUAAAAGAAUUUUUACGAUGCUACCACGGACGCAGUUGUUGGCACCCCAAAAGAAAGAACGCAGCUUAACUCAUCUGGAGGAACUGGAGCAGCACACCUUCUCUGUGCAGCCACCAUUUUCAACAAAAGGUCAUUUGGCCAGGAAAGGACGAGAGAAGAUGAACUACAUUGCACGCAUGUUUCUAGCAGAGUUGGGUCUAUCACAGUGGCGGAGUCAGGAGUUCUGGUUCAUGAUCCUGUUAUUUUUAAUCAUCUUCUGGCUUCGCCUUUAUCUGCACUAUGUUGGCCAGUGGCUCUUUCUGAACGCCAUCAGCAUUCCUGUUAACAAGUUCAACUUUCUGCCAUACACUGUUGAACUCAACUACCAACCCACUCUAAUGCGGACACGUGAUGAGAUUGCAGUGGUUGUGUUUGGCCCCCUGAUGGAUGUAGUGGCGUUUUCACUGCUAGUUGUUUUCAGUUGGCUGAGCCAGAAAAUCUUUGGCACAUUUCCAGACAUCUUCUCCAAGUUUGUCAUGGCGUUUGGCAUCAUGACCUUUUUUGACCCAUUAUUGAUCCUGGUUGUUGAUUGUGCUCAGAAGACUUACAUUGAUUCUGCAAUAAACCCCAUUGGAGACUUUGCAAAACUCUACUGGCACUUUUACCGCUCACAAGGAUCUGGACUGGCAGGGAUUUUCAUCACACUCUUCCUGUACACCUGCAUCGCUUUUAUUGUCUCCUCUAUUCUCUACAUGUACUUCCUCAGGCUGCACAAUGAAGGUCGAAUGUUGGACGUUUUUUGGCGCUUGCAUGGUGAGGAAGACCACUUCUUCCUGCCCUAUGACCUUGAACUUUCCAACCAGGAGCUGUCUUACCUCUGUCGUCGGGUAGAGCAGUGGAGAGGGGAAGAAGGGGAGAGAAGAAAGGUUGCAGUGUAUGACUAUAUCUGGGAGGAAGAGGAGCUGGACGAGGACACAUGGGAUGCUAGCCAGAAUGGUGACACAGCAGAGGAGCGACAGGCAGCCAAAGAAAAGCUCCGUCGAGAGGUGACCACCCAUGUCUCCAUUCACACUCUGCACCUGGAUGGACUGCGUGAACUGCAUCGUCACUUCCUGAGACUUCCAGAUGGUGCUGUGGUGGAGGUUUUUGGGGAUAUCACAGUGCCAGGAAUGGACAAAGAUGUGAAAAAGGCCCUCGAACAUGGAUCUCUAGGCCUAGAAGAUCUAUCAUCAUCACGCACGAGCUUACAAAGGAUUCGAAACUUGCGGGCCAGCAGCUCUCGCAGGACAUCUAGCAGCUCUGGGUCCAUUCCUAAGAAAGAUUUGUGAGAUGGCAUAACUCCUGUUGUGGAAGCAAGAAAUCCUGUGACGUCUGGGAGCCUUUACCUGUGCUUUGUUUCCCAGGAAUUCAGCCAUUUUGCGAUCAGAAAAUAUGUUACUGACCUUAUUCUUAUCUCUUCUUAGGACCUGACCUCUGACCAUGAUGCUUAAGAGAUGAGAAGCAUUGAGUGGUCCAAUGUAUCAGCCAUAUUCUUGAACUAUAAAUUUCUAGACAUCUUUGGAACACUUGAAUGUUUUUAUUUACCGUUACAUGUAAUCUCCCAGAAACAGCAGAAUCUCCCCUUUGCUAUUUCAUUAUCUACAAGAUUUUAGGAAUAAUCCAAUAAAAUGCAAGCAAAUACAUAAAAGACUGUUAUACAGAUAGUUAAAGAUACUCAAGUGAUGCAUGCUUUUCUUCUUUUGGGAAAAGGAUCCAAGGUUCCUUAUAUUGACAUGCAGUUUUGAUGGGACUGAUAUUAAUUAAAUCACUCAAAUCGUUGAGAGUAACCUUGAUAAGUGUUACUCCAAAGUUCUUCUAGCUGUGUGUUUGCCUGUUGUUCAAGGCUUGGCAUAUUUGUGAUGAACAUCCUUUUGACUGUGAUAAAAAUCUUUCCUUUGUCUUUCAUUCCUUAUAAAUGCAUAAAAUAUGUUUUCUUUAUAUCUUUUUAUAUCAUGACAAGAUUUAAGGUUACAGAGAUUAAAACAAUGAAAAUAAACUGUUAUAUUGUAGUAUCAUAAUAUAAAUGUUGUUCAAGAAACAGUAGUUUACAUUCUGUACUAAAUUUAUAUCAUUGGUAUCCUCACUUGCAAAGAAGAAUUAUAAUUAUUAUUGUAUAUAUAUACACACACACACAUACUAUUUGAGCAAGCUUAAAAUUAUCGUUCUUAUGUGUUUAAAAAAUAACAAUAAUCCUUUUUUUCAACUAUGUCAUAUGAAAACUAUCAUUUAGACAAUUGUUCAGAUGAGACAUAUUAGCAUUUUUUGUUUCACAUUUUUUAAGAAAAUUUUGUUAUCCUCAGCCAUGCAGUUGUGUCUACCAGACUUGCAUACACGGGAUGUUUGAUAUACGUGCGACUUUUUAUAUGCUGCAGGCAGCAAAUGUUUUGGAGAGAAAUGGGUUAACAAAAUGACAACUCUGUGACCUGGAAUUUUGAUAGUAGCUCUUGUGUGUACACAUUUAUUUGUGGGCACUUUAAUGCAUGAAAAGUAGACACAAACACUUACGAAACAUUAAGAUUAAAGCUAGAUUUUAGUGGACUACAAUAAAAGUCUAUAUAGGCUCCAAGCUGCCUAAAAAUAGCUGAAAUUGGAAAAUAUGCAAUACUCUUGGUGACAUUGUACAUAUUUUCAUGGUAGUUCAUUGCCACAGAUAUAGAUAGAUAAAUAAUUUUUGUGUUGUAUAUUUCAAUAUGUUCAAAGUGAAGAUUACAAUAAUAAACUAUUGUCUAUGAA